CAAAUAAUGUUCUAGUACCGACUUGUCUAAACUUGUCUUAGUACUAUUUUUAGUGCAAAUUAAGAAUCGGACAGGUUUGUCCCUUACUACCUAAUAAGAUGUCAAAGCCUAGAUUUUGUUCUAUAAAUACAACAAUGGGUUUUCUUGAUUUUCAACACAACAGCAAUUAGCCCUUUUUCUUUUUUUUGUGGUAAAUGGCAACAUUCUUGAAAACCCAUGGCAAUAGUAAAGUUGAGAAAAACCCUUCUAAAACCCAUUACCAAAAUGGGAAAUCAUUUCCCUUUUGGUACAAUGUUGAAACAGGUAUAUAUAGCAGUAAAUACCCUUCUAUAAAAUUGCCUGAAAACCCUUUUGUUGAUGUUGUUUCCUUUAUUUUUUCUCACAAACAUGGUGGGGUUAAAGCUCUUGUUGAUUCCAUUUCUGGCAUAUCAAUUUCCUAUUCAGAGAUUUAUCCUAUGGUUAAGUCUAUGGCUAAUGGUCUUCAUCAAAAGGGUGUUAAACAAGGUGAUGUUGUGUUAAUUCUCUUACCAAAUUCCAUUUAUUUCCCUGUUAUUUUGUUGAGUGUUUUGAGUCUUGGUGCAAUUGUAACUACUAUGAAUCCUUUUAGUAGUUUGUUUGAGAUCAAGAAACAAGCUCUUGAUUGUGGUGUAACGCUAGCAUUUACUAUUAAUGAUAAAGUUGAUAAAUUGUCUACAUUAGGUGUUCCUGUUAUAGGGGUGCCAGAAAUUUUGGUUUUUAGUUCACAUUAUAGUGAAAGUUCUGAUUUUUAUGAGCUGAUUUCGCGUAAUCCCAAAUGGGAUUUUAAGCCUAAAAUAAGUCAGCAAGAUACAGCAGCAAUUUUGUAUUCAUCGGGUACUACUGGUGCGGGAAAAGGUGUUAUCUUGACUCAUGGGAACUUCAUAGCCAUGAUGGAACUUUUUGUGAGGUUUGAAGCUUCACAAUACGAAUAUUUGAGUAUUGAGAAUGUGUAUUUGGCUGUUGUACCGAUGUUUCAUGUGUACGGGCUUUCUCUCUUUGUGAUGGGAUUGUUAUCGUUGGGAACUACAGUUGUUGUAAUGAGAAAAUUUAAUGCUGAUGAAAUGGUGAAAGCUAUUGAAAAAUAUGGCGUCACUCACUUCCCCAUUGUCCCACCAUUAUUAAUGGCGUUGACUAGAAGAGCAAAGGAUGGUGCUUGGAGCAGUAUGAAGAGCUUGAAACAGGUUUCAUGUGGGGCAGCUCCAGUAAGCACGAAAUCCAUUGAAGACUUUGUACGCUCUCUCCCCAAUGUUGAUUUCAUUCAGGGAUAUGGCAUGACUGAGUCAACUGGUAUUGCAACACGUGGUUACAAUACUGAAAAGCUCCAUAAUUAUUCUUCGGUAGGGCUUCUAGCUCCAAACAUGCAAGCUAAAGUAGUGGAUUGGAUCACCAGUUCACCCUUACCUCCUAACUGCAUGGGCGAGCUCUGGCUUUGUGGACCUGGUGUAAUGAAAGGUUACUUGAAUAACGUAGAGGCUACCAAGUCUACGAUUGAUGGCAAUGGUUGGCUCCAUACUGGUGAUAUUGCGUAUUUUGAUGAAGAAGGAUAUCUAUAUGUCAUUGACCGUUUGAAAGAGAUUAUCAAAUAUAAGGGUUUUCAGAUAGCUCCUGCUGAUUUAGAAGCUGUAUUAGUCUCACAUCCAGACAUCAUUGAUGCUGCAGUAACAGGAGCCAGAGAUGAGGAAGCUGGAGAAAUUCCAGUUGCAUUUGUCGCCAAGAGAGAUGGGCGUGAACUUUCCCAAGCAGAUGUGAUAGACUUUGUUUCUAAGCAGGUUGCCCCAUACAAGAAGAUUAGAAGGGUUUACUUUAGAGCUUCAAUACCCAGGUCUGCAGCCGGAAAGAUUCUUAGAAAAGAGUUAAGGAACUUAUUAACGUCCAAAUUGUAGGGGCGUUUCAUCAACUGUUCAGCUCUAGAGUCACCUAACAAAGUUCGCGCACUGGUGAAAUACAGAAGAAACCAAUAAAACAUGAAUAUAUCUUUUUUGUGUUUUCUUUUAGAUGCAAGUAUAUAUUGGGGAAACAACAGUUUCCCUUGGCAUUACAUACAAAUAUUUGUUCAAUUGUUUGAUUUCAGCAGCUCUAGUUGUCAUUUAUAGAUGUCAAAAUGUAUCAAAUAAUCCCUUCUUCCCGUAUAUUCAUCUCCUGAUUUUUGCCUGAAAUUGAGAGCAAAUUUUAUCUU
Molecule: messenger RNA, 2194 nt
Organism: Lycium barbarum (goji berry)
Lineage: Eukaryota; Viridiplantae; Streptophyta; Magnoliopsida; Solanales; Solanaceae
Product: 4-coumarate--CoA ligase-like 6
Exons: 6
Coding region: 195-1901 (568 amino acids)
Biological process (GO): ubiquinone biosynthetic process
Cellular component (GO): peroxisome
Molecular function (GO): CoA-ligase activity
Source: RefSeq, a predicted model, not a curated record